AUGAGAAAAACACUAUUCAAGAGUGUCGCUAAAGAUGAGGAAGAUAAACUUAAAAGAGAGUUAGCUGAGAAGAAGAAGUUGGAUAAUUUGGCUAAGAAGGGCGCUGUUAAAACCGCGCCAAAAAAGAAAAGCAAACUUGGUGCCAAGCCGGUUGAGGAUGAUGGCCAAGUUGUUAGAAGAGGCUUGGCUAAGGAUGGUGCAAGAUCCAAUUUGCAUGAGCUUUCUUUCUUGCACAAACCUGACGUAAUUUGCAUUGCAGAGCCGCAUGUUUUCUGCAAUGUACGUUUUGUUAGGUCACUUAAAUUGGUUGAUUUUUGUGAAGAUGUUAUUACAAAUGAGGUUGAUGGAGAAAAAGAUUUUAAUUGCAUUUUACGCCCGGAGGAAAAGAAGGGAGGAAGGCUGAUCAAAGAGGUUUAUAUGAAUGAGUUUCGUAGCUGGAAUUAUGACAAUGGUUUGGUUGAGGCUGAUGCUAUUGGUUUUAUGCAGUUGGUUGGGGGGAACUGGAAUUUGGAUCUUAAUGGUGCUCCCCCUUUUGUUUUUACUUCUAAGCUGAAGAGAUUAAAGGAGGUGUUGAAGAUUUGGAACAUAAAUAUUUUUGGAUAUGUGCAAUUUCGCUUGAAGCAGGCUGAAUUGAAACUUGAAACUGAGAAUGAUCUUCUUGAUUAUGAUCCUGCUGAUGAGUUUCAAUUCGUCAAGGUUGUGGAUGCCAAAAAGGUUGUUGAUGAUGUGAGAACAGAGUUGGCAAUUAUGCUUAAGAUGAAGUCGAGAGUAACUUGGUUGGAGGAUGGUGACCAAAAUACUCGUUUCUUUCAUAAUAGCAUCCGUAUGAGGAGAAGUCAAAAUACAAUCUCGGAGCUUAAGGUUUCUAACGAUACUACUUUGUUUUUGCAGGAUGAGAUAAAGGAUUUCAUUGUUAAUCAUUAUCAGGCCAAGUUCAAUGGUGGUGACGUUAAUAUUGAUCCAGUUUUAUUUGAUAUUGAAGAUGAGAGCAUUUCAGUUGCUGAGAGUGCUUAUAUGGAUGCUAUACCAUCUUUGGAGGAAGUUAGAGUGGCGGUUUUUGACUUGGGAGAUGAUUUUGCGCCUGGCCUAGAUGGCUUCACAGGUUCUUUCUAUAGACAGUGUUGGGACAUUAUUUCUAGAGAUCUCUUUAAUGCCAUUACAAACUGUUGGAUUGGUACUGUGCUAAAUAAGCUGAUCUCUGAAGAGCAAGUGGCGUUUAUGAAGGGUAGAAACAUACAUGAGAAUAUAGCUUUGGCAUCUGAAUUGAUCAAUGAGAUUAAUACGGAAAGGAAGCAUGGAAAUGUUGGCCUCAAAUUGGAUAUUGCUCAAGCUUUUGAUACAGUAAGUUGGGAUUUCAUAGCUGAAGUUUUUCGUCAAUAUGGCUUUUCUGAUUCUUGGUGCAUGUGGGUUCUUAAUAUCCUUAGCUCAGCUCGGAUUUCUGUCAUGAUUAAUGGCUGCCCUGAAGGUUAUUUCAGUAUUACUAGAGGUCUGUGUCAAGGUGAUCCUCUAUCACCUUUGAUCUUUGUUCUUAUUGAAGAUGUUUUAAGUCGCAAUAUUUCAAAGUUGUUUUCAAAUCAUAGUAUGAAUGUUAUGGUUAGUAAAAAAGGUGUGGCGCCUACACACUUGCUUUUUGCGGAUGAUAUCCUUAUAUUCUGCAGAGGUAAUCUUCAUAGUUUGCAAAAUUUGAAGAAUAUGCUUGUUUUGUAUGAACGUGCGUCUGGCCAGUGCGUAAACUAUGCAAAGAGCAAGUUUUAUUUUGGAGGUGAUAGAAUUUCUCGUGCUAUUGAUAUUUCUAACUAUUUGGGUAUGGAGAGAUCUAUGUUUCCAGAUAAAUACUUAGGUAUCCAAUUGAAACCUGGUAUUGUUCGGCAUAUUCAUGUUCGCCAAGUUUUUGAGAAGAUUAUGGACAAGCUGGCUGGCUGGAAAGGUAAACUUUUAUCAUUUCAGGCGAGGCUUGUGCUAAUUAAGUCGGUGAUUUCUAGUUAUCUUAUUCAUUUUAUGGUUGUUUAUAAAUGGCCAUGCAUGGUUAUUAAGCAAGUUGAGAGGGUCAUUAGAAAUUUUCUUUGGUCAGGUGAUGCUGAGAAACGUAAAUAUUUUACGGUUCUAUAUGAUGAUCUAUGUCUCUCAAAGCGUGAAGGUGGUCUUGGCAUUAAGAAGUUAAAUGAUGUUAAUAGGGCUAUGCUAAUGAAGCUUUGGAUUUCUAUUCGGGAUUCAAACAAGAUUUGGGCCAGAUUUUUGAGGGCUAAAUACUUUAAGAUCAAUGGCAAUCUAAUAAAUUAUAAGUUGAGUUCUUCGGUUUUUCCUGGAAUUCGUUUGGUUUACAAUUUCGUGCAGAAGCAUACACGCUCAAUUAUAGGCCCUAAUGAUUUUAAGGCUGAAGUAAGUGACAUCAUUUUUGAUGGUGUUUGGGUUAUUCCUGAUAAAACAAGAGAUUUGAUGAUUCGUUGUAAUAUUAAUGUGGAAACUUUGCCUGUUAUUGCUGGUGGUGAGGAUUAUAAAAUUUGGGAUUUAGAUAGCAAAGGCGUUUUUUCAGUUAAGUCGGCUAAGGCCGCUCUUAAGUCGCCUGCGGAAGUUGUGCCUUGUGCAAAUCUGUUUACUAGACAGGUUGUGCACCCUACCUUGAGUGUGCAAUACUGGAAGAUUUUGGCCAAGCAAUGUUGUGCUAGUGAAGACAAUAUUAUUAAGAAGACAGGUAAGAGCAUGCCUACUAUGUGCCGGUUAUGCAGAAAAAGUUGCGAAACUCUUAGCCACAUCACUUGGCAUUGCAGAGUUGCUAGGAUGAUUUGGGCUUGGGUGGCUGGAAUUUUCAAGUUGGAUCCAAGUGAAGACCUGGUGGACUCGUAUAAGGCUGCUAAGAGUCGAAGCAGAAUGAUAAAGGACCUGUGGUUAGUUGCAAAUCUUGCAAUUGUCACGGAGUUAUGGAAGUUACGUAAUAAGUCUUAUUUUGAUAAUAUGGCAGUUCAAUGGCUGGGCUUUAAAGGGAGAGUUUAUCAGGUAAUUCGUGAUAAUUCAAUUAGAAUGAAAGGCCAUAUGCAUAAUACUUUAGAGGAGUUACGCAUUCUGAAUUAUUUCAAGGUGCAGCAUAGAUCAUGCAAAACGUCUACCCCAAUUGAGAUUAGUUGGACUCCUCCUAAUCAAGAUGAAAUCAUGAUCUGUUGUGAUGAUGCAUCUUUCGAAAACCCGGGCCAAGCUGGUUCAGGUGUUGUUUUCCGUGAUGCAAGUUCGGAGGUGCUUGGUGUUCUUUGUGUUGGACUUGCUUGGCAAACAAAUUUCUAUGCGGAAGUUUGUGCGAUUAUUUAUGGUGCGAUUAUGGCUAAGAGAUGGAAUAUGCGGAGUAUUUGCAUUCGUUCGGAUUCGAAGAGUUGCAUUCAAGCUUUUCAAAAGGGUGAGCUGCCUUGGCAACUGGUGCAGAAGUGGAAAAUUGCGAAGUCUUACUACAUCAACGUUCGUUAUAUUCAUAGCUAUAGGGAGGUUAAUUUUUCAGCUGAUGCCUCGGCCAAGCAAGCCUGUUUGCUGGCUGAGGAUAUUUUUGAGUUUUUGAGGGUAGGCCAGGUUUUAUUCCAUCUGUGGAAUGGCCUGGAAUGGUUUAUUAUCGUUUCAAAUAGGUUUUCCAGUGAGUGGCUUCACGGCUAG
Papaver somniferum (opium poppy) is the source of this 3633-nucleotide messenger RNA. RefSeq lists its product as uncharacterized. The coding region runs from base 1 to 3633 and encodes 1210 amino acids. NCBI's taxonomy places the organism in Eukaryota, Viridiplantae, Streptophyta, Magnoliopsida, Ranunculales, Papaveraceae. Gene Ontology annotation, molecular function: nucleic acid binding; RNA-DNA hybrid ribonuclease activity. The transcript is spliced from 6 exons. The record is from RefSeq and is a predicted model, not a curated record.